UAGAUAUGGAGGGGGCAUUUGACAAUGUGAAUCCCAAUGUGUUGUUGCAGGAAAUUCGUCACAUCGGCAUUCCAGCUAGGACUCGCAAAUUUAUUGCCAAUCUUGUUUUUGAAAGAAUUUUUUUGUCAAGCAAGGCAAUCUGACUGGCCUGCUUCUUGCCCGCAAGAACACCCCCCCCCCCCAAGGAUCUGCUUUGAGUCGCUGCUUUUUCAUAUAUACCUGCGAGACAUUGGUUCUACGAACGCUCGCAUAACUCGGGAUAAAAUUCAGGCCGCUCUCUGUGGCAUUCAAAGUUAUCUCUUUUCGAAGGACUUGAAUGUGGCUCCUGCAAAAUCUCAAAUGAUGAUUUUAGAAAAACGCCGAAAGGUUUCAGCUAUCCCGCCAAUGCCGUUGCACGGGGAAAUAGUUCCUAUAGCAGAAAAGGUUAGAUUCCUGGGAAUUAUGCUGGACAGGACUUUAUCUGGUCGGGAGCAUCUCCGCUUUCUUUGUUAAAAAGGUAAAAAGAUUAUAGACGUUAUUGUCUCUC
This is a messenger RNA of Solenopsis invicta (red fire ant), 526 nucleotides long. RefSeq lists its product as uncharacterized. Bases 37 to 492 code for a protein of 151 amino acids. The transcript has 2 exons. The record is from RefSeq and is a predicted model, not a curated record. Lineage: Eukaryota; Metazoa; Arthropoda; Insecta; Hymenoptera; Formicidae.